Aegilops tauschii subsp. strangulata is the source of this 769-nucleotide messenger RNA. Its product is annotated as low molecular mass early light-inducible protein HV90, chloroplastic. NCBI's taxonomy places the organism in Eukaryota, Viridiplantae, Streptophyta, Magnoliopsida, Poales, Poaceae. The record is from RefSeq and is a predicted model, not a curated record.
CUGUACUAGCAAUCAUAUUUGCCAGUUGCAGCAUCUGUAGCUUUUUUCUUUCUAUUCGUGCACCUUCCGUCCCCGGCAGAUUAAUGGCGACUGUGAUGGCCAUGAGCUCCUUCGCCGGUGUGGCCGUCCUGCCGCGGGGCUCAGCUGGGCAGCGCUUCGGCGCCCGGUCUCUGCCGGCACUGGGCCGACGCGCACUCGUCGUCAGGGCACAGGCCGAGGGCCCGAGCGCACCACCGCCAAACAAACCCAAGGCGAGCACCUCCAUCUGGGACGCGCUGGCGUUCAGCGGCCCUGCGCCGGAGCGCAUCAACGGACGGCUGGCCAUGGUGGGCUUCGUGACGGCGCUUGCGGUGGAGGCAGGCCGUGGCGACGGGCUCCUCUCGCAGCUCGGCAGCGGCACCGGGCAGGCGUGGUUCGCCUACACCGUGGCGGUGCUGUCCGUGGCUUCGCUGGUGCCGCUGCUCCAGGGCGAGAGCGCCGAGGGCAGAGCCGGCGCCAUCAUGAACGCCAACGCGGAGCUCUGGAACGGCCGCUUCGCCAUGCUCGGCCUCGUCGCGCUCGCCGCCACCGAGAUCAUCACCGGCGCGCCUUUUAUCAACGUGUAAACUAGCUUUGUUGUCUCGACCGGAUAACACAACCUGUAGCUAGUACUAGUAGGACAUGUAAAUGAUGAGAGCUGAUCAUCCUUGUAUUCUUUGCAGUACUACUAAUUAAAGACUGUUCAUAAAAAUGGUAAUAGUACAAGACAUUGGUGGAUGAGUUUGCUGUA